This is a messenger RNA of Arachis duranensis, 1066 nucleotides long. Its product is annotated as vacuolar iron transporter 1. The transcript has 3 exons. Gene Ontology annotation, molecular function: iron ion transmembrane transporter activity; manganese ion transmembrane transporter activity. The coding region runs from base 12 to 803 and encodes 263 amino acids. The record is from RefSeq and is a predicted model, not a curated record. Gene Ontology annotation, cellular component: membrane. NCBI's taxonomy places the organism in Eukaryota, Viridiplantae, Streptophyta, Magnoliopsida, Fabales, Fabaceae. Gene Ontology annotation, biological process: intracellular manganese ion homeostasis.
AUUAAGUGGUAAUGAGUGACAUAGGUGGUGGCAGCAGCAGCAUAAGGCUCCUCCGUGAAGUGGAGGAGGAGGGUGGUAGUGGUGAGAGACCAAAGGAGCCAUGGAAAGGAGAAUAUGUGAAGAGCAUAGUGUAUGGAGGGCUUGAUGCUAUUAUCACUUGCUUCUCUCUCAUUUCUUCUAUCUCUGCUUCCACUUCUUCCUCUGUGAAUGUAUUGGUUCUCGGUUUUGCAAACCUAGUGGCAGAUGCAAUAUCAAUGGGGCUUGGAGACUAUGUGUCUGCAAGAACAGAGCAAGAUGUGAUCAUUAAGGAGAGGAGAGUGACAGAAUGGGAUGUCAUCAAUCAUAUAGACACUGAGCAAUCACAGUUACUCACACACUUUCAAGCACUUGGUAUGGACUACAAUGAUGCAACCUUGAAGGUUGUGAACAUAUUCAAAAAAUACAAGGACAUCAUGGUAGACCAAAGAAUGGUAGCAGACAAAGGAAUGCUACCAGCAGAUGAAGAAGUAACACCAUGGAAGAAUGGGCUUGUAACCUUCACAUCCUUCAUGUUGUUUGGAUCAACUCCAUUGCUCUCCUUCAUCAUCCUCAUACCCUUCACAAACAAUGACACUUUCAAGUUCAUUGGUGCUUGCAUUGUUUCUGCAAUUGCACUUGCUUUACUUGGUGUAGCCAAGGCAAGGAUUUCAGGUGAGAGAUACAUGUUCUCCAUUGCUAUGACACUCUUCAGUGGUGCCAUGGCUGGUGCUACUGCUUAUUUUGUAGGCUGGUCACUUAAACAUGUAGCAGGGUUAGAAGGUUGAAAAAUAAUUAACUAGAGGGAAUGAUUAGUAUCAUUUCUUAGAACUCUUUUUUUUUCAAUGAAAUAUGUAGGUUGAUAAUCUGUCCAACUUAAUUAUGUGUAGAAUGUCUAACCAUUUGGUUAGGUUAUAAAUGCACUAGAACCUACUAUCAUUGUAAUAAGGCCACACUCAUCAAUUUUCCAUGUUGAUGCAACUGAAUUUUGCAUACUCAUCAAUUUUCAUCUCAGCUAAGGUAAUGCAAAUAUGCAAUUGUAAACGAGAAA